Messenger RNA from Chinchilla lanigera (long-tailed chinchilla), 4188 nucleotides. RefSeq names its product SMG7 nonsense mediated mRNA decay factor (gene Smg7). Gene Ontology annotation, cellular component: telomerase holoenzyme complex. Gene Ontology annotation, molecular function: protein binding; telomerase RNA binding; telomeric repeat DNA binding. Lineage: Eukaryota; Metazoa; Chordata; Mammalia; Rodentia; Chinchillidae. The transcript is spliced from 25 exons. Bases 264 to 3776 code for a protein of 1170 amino acids. The record is from RefSeq and is a predicted model, not a curated record. Gene Ontology annotation, biological process: nuclear-transcribed mRNA catabolic process, nonsense-mediated decay.
GCGGGGCCGCUCCGAGGAGCCUAAGAGACCCACGGAGGCUUCGCGGGAAGACGCGGCGGCGGAGGAUGAGCCUGCAGAGCGCGCAGUACCUCCGGUCAUUCUCAUCCUAGUCCUGCAAGAACCCUGCUGGGUAACCUGUGUUUGUCCUGUAGAGAUCUCUCAGCUUUCAGACAGUGAGACAGACUGACAAUUUGAUCUAAAACAAGAUUCUGUUAGAUACAUAUGAAACAAUUUUAAAAGAAUGUCUUAAACCAUUCUACCUUAUGAGAAAUUGGAUGUUCUUGCAGAUAGUCAUUGUGGGAGAAAACGUUUCAUUUAAGUCCCAGAUGAGGACCGAAAACUUGAAAUCAGAAGAGCAUCUGAAAUCAAGUAAUAUUAGGCAGGCAGAAGUCCUGAAGGCUGACAUGACAGAUUCUAAGCUGGGUCCAGCUGAGGUCUGGACAUCCAGGCAGGCUCUGCAGGACCUGUACCAGAAAAUGCUAGUUACUGAUUUGGAAUAUGCUUUAGACAAGAAAGUAGAACAAGAUCUCUGGAAUCAUGCCUUUAAGAAUCAGAUCACAACACUACAAGGUCAAGCAAAGAAUCGAGCAAACCCGAAUCGGAGUGAAGUCCAAGCAAACCUUUCUCUGUUCCUAGAGGCAGCUAGUGGCUUCUAUACUCAGUUAUUACAAGAACUGUGUACAGUGUUUAAUGUAGAUUUACCAUGCCGUGUGAAGUCUUCCCAGUUGGGAAUUAUCAGCAAUAAACAGACGCAUACCAGCGCCAUAGUGAAGCCACAGUCUAGCUCCUGUUCCUAUAUCUGCCAGCACUGCCUCGUUCACCUUGGAGACAUUGCUCGAUACAGAAACCAGACCAGCCAGGCAGAGUCCUACUAUAGGCAUGCAGCUCAGCUUGUCCCCUCCAAUGGUCAGCCUUACAAUCAGUUGGCUAUCUUAGCUUCUUCCAAAGGAGAUCAUCUGACCACAAUUUUCUACUACUGCAGAAGCAUUGCUGUGAAGUUCCCAUUCCCAGCUGCCUCCACUAAUCUACAAAAAGCACUUUCUAAAGCACUGGAAAGCCGGGAUGAGGUGAAAACCAAAUGGGGUGUUUCUGACUUUAUCAAGGCCUUUAUUAAAUUCCAUGGUCAUGUGUACCUGAGUAAGAGCUUGGAGAAGUUGAGCCCUCUUCGAGAGAAAUUGGAAGAACAGUUUAAGAGGCUGCUAUUCCAAAAAGCUUUCAACUCUCAGCAGUUAGUUCAUGUCACUGUCAUUAACCUGUUUCAACUUCAUCACCUCCGUGACUUUAGCAAUGAAACGGAGCAGCAUAGUUAUAGCCAAGAUGAGCAGCUAUGUUGGACACAGUUGUUGGCCCUCUUUAUGUCUUUUCUUGGCACCCUGUGCAAGUGUCCCCUUCAAAACGAGUCUCAGGAGGAGACAUACAAUGCCUAUCCUCUUCCUGCUGUCAAGGUCUCCAUGGACUGGCUGAGACUCAGACCCAGAGUCUUUCAGGAGGCGGUGGUGGAUGAAAGACAGUACAUUUGGCCUUGGCUAAUUUCUCUUCUAAAUAGUUUCCAUCCCCAUGAAGAGGAUCUCUCAAGUACUAAUGCUACACCACUUCCAGAGGAGUUUGAGUUACAAGGAUUCUUGGCUUUGAGACCUUCUUUCAGGAAUUUGGAUUUUUCCAAAGGCCAUCAGGGUAUUACAGGAGACAAAGGGGGUCAGCAGCGACGAAUACGACAGCAGCGCUUGAUCUCUAUAGGCAAAUGGAUUGCUGAUAAUCAGCCAAGGCUGAUUCAGUGUGAAAAUGAGGUAGGGAAAUUGUUGUUUAUCACAGAAAUUCCAGAAUUAAUAUUGGAAGACCCCAGUGAAUCCAAAGAGAACCUCAUUCUGCAAGAAACAUCUGUGAUAGAGCCAGUGGCUGCUGAUGGGAGCCCAGGACUGAAAUCGGUACUGUCUACAGGCCGAAAUCUGAGCAACAACUGUGACACAGGAGAGAAGCCAGUGGUCACCUUCAAAGAGAACAUUAAACCACGAGAAGUGAACAGAGACCAAGGAAGAAGUUUUCCUCCCAAAGAGGUAAAAUCUCAGACAGAACUAAGAAAAACUCCAGUGUCUGAAGCCCGGAAAACACCUGUAACUCAAACCCCAAGUCAAGCAAGUAACUCCCAGUUCAUCCCCAUUCAUCAUCCUGGAGCCUUCCCUCCUCUUCCCAGCCGUCCAGGGUUCCCGCCCCCAACAUAUGUUAUCCCCCCUCCUGUGGCAUUUUCUAUGGGCUCAGGUUACACCUUCCCAGCUGGUGUUUCUGUCCCAGGAACCUUUCUUCAGUCUGCAGCUCACUCUCCAGCAGGAAACCAGGUGCAAGCUGGGAAACAGUCCCACAUUCCUUACAGCCAGCAACGGCCCUCUGGACCAGGGCCAGUGAACCAGGGACCUCAGCAGUCACAGCCACCUUCCCAGCAACCCCUUACGUCUUUACCAGCUCAGCCAACAGCACAGUCUGCAAGCCAGCUGCAGGUCCAAGCUCUAGCUCAGCAGCAGCAAUCCCCUACAAAGGCUGUGCCAGCUUUGGGGAAAAGCCCACCUCACCACUCUGGAUUCCAGCAGUAUCAACAGGCAGAUGCCUCCAAACAGCUGUGGAAUCCCCCUCAGGUUCAAGGCCCACUAGGGAAAAUUAUGCCUGUGAAACAGCCCUACUACCUUCAGACCCAAGACCCCAUAAAACUGUUUGAGCCGUCAUUGCAACCUCCUGUAAUGCAGCAGCAGCCUCUAGAGAAAAAAAUGAAGCCUUUUCCCAUGGAGCCAUAUAACCAUAAUCCCUCAGAAGUCAAGGUCCCGGAAUUCUACUGGGAUUCUUCCUACAGCAUGGCUGAUAACAGAGCUGUAAUGGCACAGCAAGCAAACAUGGACCGCAGGGGCAAACGGUCACCAGGAGUCUUCCGUCCAGAUCAGGAUCCUGUGCCCAGGAUGCCAUUCGAGGACCCCAAGGGCUCCCCUUUGCUUCCUCCGGACCUGUUAAAGAGUCUGGCUGCCUUGGAGGAAGAGGAAGAGCUGCUUUUUUCUAACCCUCCUGAUCUUUACCCAGCUCUGCUGGGGCCUCUCGCCUCUCUUCCUGGACGAAGCCUCUUUAAAUCCUUAUUGGAGAAGCCUUCAGAGCUCGUGUCACAUUCAUCCUCUUUCCUGUCCCUCACCGGAUUCUCUCUCAAUCAGGAAAGAUACCCAAAUAACAGCAUGUUCAAUGAGGUAUAUGGGAAGAACAUGACAGCCAGCUCCAAAGCAGAGCUUAAUCCCUCAAUGGCCCCCCAGGAAACAUCACUCUAUUCCCUUUUUGAAGGAACUCCAUGGUCCCCAUCACUUCCUGCCAGUUCAGAUCAUUCAACACCAGCCAGCCAGUCUCCCCAUUCCUCUAAUCCAAGCAGCCUGCCCAGCUCUCCUCCAACACACAACCAUCAUUCUGUUCCAUUCUCCAAUUUCGGACCCAUUGGGGCUCCAGAUAACAGAGAUAGAAGGACUGCAGAUCGUUGGAAAACUGAUAAACCAGCCAUGGGUGGGUUUGGUGUUGAUUAUCUCUCAGCAACGUCACCCUCUGAGAGCAGUUGGCAUCAGGCCAGCACUCCAAUCGGCACCUGGACAGGCCAGGGCCCUUCCAUGGAGGAUUCCUCUGCUGUCCUCAUGGAAAGCCUAAAGUCUAUCUGGUCCAGUUCCAUGAUGCAUCCUGGACCCUCCGCUCUGGAGCAGCUGUUAAUGCAGCAGAAGCAGAAACAGCAGCGGGGACAAGGCACCAUGAACCCUCCACACUGAGGCCAGAGUGGCAACCCUGGGAAUGAAGGCUCCAUAAACCAUGGCAUGUUGGGCUUGCAGGACUGGCCCGCACAGUCCCCUGCAGGUGGCGGCCCUCUUGUCUGUUCCUUGCUGUCAAGAGGGUGUAAGUGUCCCACCAGCCCGCUGAGUGUGCACGAAAUGUCCGCAGUGCAACAAAAAGAAAAAUCCAUCAGGAACUCUCUGUCCCCCCAGGCUCUUCUGGAGGGAGAGAGGAACUGCUGUUUGUCUCACUCAGUUACCUGAUACCACCGCCUCUCACCUUCUCCGUCGUGCAUGUCCCCAGCCACAUGGGAGGUGAAAGCUGAGAAGGGAAGGCAGGUGGGAGAAGCCAAUGGGAACUUCUCAGUCCUUUUUUUCCUCUUUGGGGAAUAAAAUAGGAAUCCAUUAAUGA